Molecule: messenger RNA, 3556 nt
Organism: Gossypium raimondii (Peruvian cotton)
Lineage: Eukaryota; Viridiplantae; Streptophyta; Magnoliopsida; Malvales; Malvaceae
Product: protein argonaute 7
Exons: 3
Coding region: 279-3299 (1006 amino acids)
Biological process (GO): regulatory ncRNA-mediated post-transcriptional gene silencing
Cellular component (GO): cytoplasm
Molecular function (GO): RNA binding; protein binding
Source: RefSeq, a predicted model, not a curated record
UAUAAUAUUAUGAGUAGCAUAAACAACAUCUGCUGCAAUGCUCUUUGACACAGAGCUGUACAAAUGCCAAAUAGGCUUUUACCCUUUCUUUGCUCUGCUUCUUUUCACUUUCUUUUAUAAUCCAAACCCCUGGUUGGCCCCUUUUCUGUCUUUGAAUUUCAUCACCACCAUCAUCAUCAUCAAAAACUAAAAAAACCCAUUGUCUUUCUCUCUCUCUCUGUGAAAUAACUGCAGUUUAAAAGUGUUGCCUUUUUUUUUCUUCUUUCAUAAACCAAGCAAUGGAGGAAUCAGAGGAGCACCAUGGCAGCAAGGAAUGCAGUGCUAAAACCAGGGCUUUCAAGGGCAUAAACAACAGCCCUCAUAAGCAUCAUUACUACCACCACCACCACCCAUGGUUGCAAUACUCAGGUCACUAUGGCUUCUUUAACCAAAACCAGUUCCAAAGCUACUCUUACUAUCCUUCUUUGCUUCCUUUACCUCCUCCAAUACCUUUGCAACUGGCUUUACCUCCACCUCUCUCUCAAAAUCAUACCUUUCAACCAAAAACCCAUUUGCAGCAACUUUCAAUCUCUAAUACCAAAUUCCCAGUUUCUUCUAUGACACCAGCUCAAGAGGGGCUUCAAUGGAGAAAAAGUUUGCCAUCCAAAGCAAGUGAUGGAAUAAAGAUGAGGAAUGCUACAAAGGAAGCACUGGUGGUUUCAAGGAGACCAGAUUCUGGUGGUGUAGAAGGGCCUGUAAUCUCUCUCCUUGCCAACCAUUUCCUAGUAAAAUUUGAUCCUUCUCUAAAAGUUUACCAUUAUAAUGUUGAGAUAUCCCCUAAUCCCUCCAAGGAGGUUGCUAGGAUGAUCAAGCGGAAACUGGUUGAAAGCAACUCAGGUUUGCUUUGUGGUGCUCAUCCAGCCUAUGAUGGUAGGAAGAAUUUUUAUAGCCCCGUUGAAUUCCAAAAUGGUAAGCUUGAGUUCUUUGUUAGUCUCCCGAUCCCCACUGCGAAUACAGGUUCGCCUUUCGGGGAAUGGAAUGGCUUUCAACAAAAACAGAAUCAGCUCAAAGUGUUUAGAAUCAAUAUCAGGGCUGUUUCCAAGUUUGAUGGAAAGGAUUUGAAUAGUUACUUGAGCAAUGAAAGUGAUGAUUGGAUCCCACUUCCUCAAGAUUAUCUGCAUGCUUUGGAUGUUGUUCUUAGGGAGAGUCCAAUGGAGAAGUGUAUAUGUGUAGGGAGGUCAUUUUAUUCAAGUUCCACGGGAGGUACUAAGGAAAUAGGAGGAGGAGCUAUUGGAUGGAGAGGUUUCUUUCAGAGUCUUCGACCGACGCAACAAGGACUCGCUCUCAAUGUCGAUUCCUCGAUCACCGCCUUCCAUGAGAGUAUCGGAGUAAUCCCUUACUUGCAGAAGCGGAUCGACUUUCUUCGAGACCUUACUCAAAGGAAGACAAGGAGUUUAAGUGAUGAUGAAAGGAAGGAAGUGGAGAAAGCAUUGAGAAAUAUUAGGGUCUUUGUUUGCCAUAGAGAAACAGUCCAAAGAUAUAGAGUUUAUGGCUUAACUGAAGAAGCCACUGAAAACCUUUACUUUGCAGAUAGGGAUGGAAAGAAUUUGAAGCUUAUCGAUUACUUUAAAGAUCACUACAAUUAUAAUAUACAAUUCAGGAAUUUGCCAUGCUUGCAGAUCAGUAGGAGCAAACCAUGCUAUCUUCCAAUGGAGCUUUGUAUGAUUUGUGAAGGCCAGAAAUUUCUGGGGAAGCUUUCUGAUGAUCAAACUGCAAGGAUUCUUAAAAUGGGUUGCCAAAGACCAAAAGAGCGAAAAGCCAUGAUUGAUGGAAUCGUGAGGGGACCUGCAGGGCCUACAAGUGGCAACCAGGCUGAAGAGUUCAAGCUCCAUGUUUCGAAAGAAAUGAGUCGGUUGAAUGGGAGGAUUCUUCAACCUCCUAAGCUUAAGCUCGGUGAUGGUGGACACGUAAGAGAUAUUACUCCUUCCCGCUGUGACCGGCAGUGGAACCUUCUCAACAGCCAUGUCUUUCAGGGAACACGGAUUGAACGUUGGGCACUUAUAAGUUUUGGGGGCACUCAAGAACAAAAGUCUAACCUUCCUAAAUUCAUAAACCAGCUAUCUCGAAGGUGUGAGCAGCUUGGUAUCUUCCUUAGCAAAAGCACAGUUGUUAGCCCCCAAUUUGAACCAACACAGGUGCUUAAUAAUGUGACACUUUUGGAAUCUAAGCUCAAGAAAAUUCAUAGAGCUGCCUCAAACAAUCUCCAACUGCUCAUAUGUAUAAUGGAGAAAAAGCACAAAGGGUACGCUGAUUUGAAACGAAUAGCUGAGACAAGUGUAGGAUUUGUGAGCCAGUGCUGCUUAUACCCGAACCUCGGGAAAUUGAGUUCACAGUUUCUGGCAAAUUUAGCCAUUAAGAUUAAUGCCAAAGUUGGAGGUUCCACUGUUGCUUUGUACAAUUCAUUACCUUCUCAGAUUCCACGACUUUUCAGGCUAGAUGAGCCUGUGAUCUUUAUCGGUGCUGACGUGACUCAUCCUCACCCGCUUGAUGAUUCCAGCCCAUCGGUUGCUGCUGUGGUUGGUAGCAUGAACUGGCCUGCAGCAAACAAGUAUGUAUCGAGGAUGAGAUCACAAACACAUCGGCAAGAAAUCAUUCAGGAUCUUGCUGCAAUGGUAGAAGAACUACUGGAUGACUUCUACCAAGAAGUAAACAAACUCCCGAAGAGAAUAAUCUUCUUCCGAGACGGUGUAAGUGAAACUCAAUUCUAUAAGGUGCUUAAAGAGGAACUACAAGCUGUCAAAGAAGCUUGUGCAAGAUUUCCAGGCUACAAACCUCCCAUUACUUUUUCUGUAGUUCAAAAGAGGCACCAUACCAGGUUGUUCCCAUUUGAAAUCAAUCCUUCUUCCAAUCAAAACCAACAUUUCGAUGAAAAUAUUCCCCCGGGGACGGUAGUGGAUACGGUGAUAACUCAUCCAAGGGAAUUCGAUUUCUAUCUUUGCAGUCAUUGGGGGGUAAAGGGUACUAGCCGCCCCACCCAUUACCACGUAUUGUGGGACGAAAACCGAUUCACUUCUGAUGAACUGCAGAAGCUGGUUUACAAUUUAUGCUACACUUUUGCAAGGUGCACCAAGCCAGUUUCAUUGGUCCCUCCUGCUUACUAUGCUCACUUGGCUGCAUACAGAGGCAGGCUUUACCUUGAGCGGUCAGAAUCCGUAGCUUUUACGAGAAGUUCAAACAUAAUCUCUCGCGUAACUCCUCCAAAGACAACGCCUCUACCAAAACCUAGCGAGAAUGUUAAGAAGCUCAUGUUUUACUGCUAACUUUUCACAGGCUCCUUGCAUGUCAUAGAGUCUAAAUAUGUAGUUCAGUGCAUGAAAGUCUUAAUAUAUUUCACUUUAGGCAGUCUGUUAAUAUGAUUACAACUUGUAGGUAGGCUUCAAAUAUAUAUAUAUAUAUAUAAUGGCUGAAUUGGAUCCUGCAAAUCGUUGUACAUCCUCAUAGCAGCAAUGUGACUGCUAUUGCAUCUCAUUAUAAACAUUCUUUACUGUAAUCUACUCUUAACUUGGCUUGAAAAUAA